Messenger RNA from Oncorhynchus nerka (sockeye salmon), 2011 nucleotides. RefSeq names its product POU domain, class 3, transcription factor 2-like. Gene Ontology annotation, molecular function: RNA polymerase II cis-regulatory region sequence-specific DNA binding; DNA-binding transcription factor activity, RNA polymerase II-specific. Gene Ontology annotation, cellular component: nucleus. The transcript has a single exon. Lineage: Eukaryota; Metazoa; Chordata; Actinopteri; Salmoniformes; Salmonidae. Gene Ontology annotation, biological process: brain development; regulation of transcription by RNA polymerase II. Bases 1 to 1344 code for a protein of 447 amino acids. The record is from RefSeq and is a predicted model, not a curated record.
AUGAGCGUGGUGCUGUCAGGGGUAACCACAUCUGUCAACCGUUCUUGGCCAAUAAAGAGCGGAGCGAGGCGGACCUCAGGUGCGCGCCUCUGCGUCCCCUUGGCACGGCGCCAGGGAGAACGAGAGAGAAUCCUAGCUGCCCCGUGGCGGAAAAGAGUAACUGUCAAAGGCAGCUUCUUUAACAAGAGAGCUAUCACUUCGGCUCCGAGAGUUAUGGCGACCGCAGCGUCCAACCACUACAGCGUCCUGACUACCCCCAGCAGCGCGCCGCCGCCGCACUCGGAGUCCGGGAGCAUGCAGCAGUCAGCGGCGUACAGGGACGCGCACACCCUGCUCCAGAACGACUACACGCUACCCGGCAGCGGUCAUCCCCUCAGCCACGCGCACCAGUGGAUAACGGCUCUGUCGCACGGGGACGGGGCUCCGUGGCCGUCGAGUCCCCUCGGAGAACAGGACGUGAAGCCAAUUCUACAGAGCGACCGGGAGGAGCAGCAGAAUUCCGCUAGUCUACAGCAACAGCAGCAGCAGCGACAUCCUCACCUAGCGCACCAGGCGCAUCACGACGCCAGGGCAUGGCGAACGAGCACGGCCACCACGCACAUCCCCGGUAUGGCGACGUCUGACGGCCAGAGCCUGGUGUAUUCCCAGUCUGGGUUCGGCCUGGGGGGAGCAGAGCAGAUGCACCACCACUCCUUGCGGGACGAAGACCACCACAGCCACAGCCCGCACCUGAGCGAGCAUGGAGGUGGGGGCCAGUCGUCUCUCUCGCACCACCAGCACGGGGGACACCCCGACCACUCGGACGAGGACACGCCAACUUCAGACGACCUGGAGCAGUUUGCCAAGCAGUUCAAGCAGCGGCGCAUCAAACUGGGCUUUACCCAAGCUGACGUGGGGCUAGCGCUCGGGACCCUGUAUGGAAAUGUAUUUUCCCAGACCACUAUCUGCAGGUUCGAGGCGCUUCAACUAAGCUUCAAAAACAUGUGUAAACUCAAACCACUGCUUAACAAGUGGCUGGAGGAGGCGGAUUCCACCUCCGGGAGCCCCACCAGCCUAGAUAAGAUCGCGGCGCAGGGGAGGAAGAGGAAAAAAAGAACCUCCAUCGAGGUGGGCGUCAAGGGGGCUUUGGAGAGCCAUUUUCUCAAAAGUCCCAAACCCGGCGGCGCAGAGAUCACCUCCAUAGCGGACAGCCUGCAGCUGGAGAAAGAAGUUGUGAGGGUUUGGUUUUGUAACAGACGGCAGAAAGAGAAGAGGAUGACGCCCAUUGGAGGACAGUUACCUGGAACUGAGGACAUGUAUGGGGACACACCACCUCACCACGGCGCUCAAACCCCUGUACAAUGAUCUGAAACCCGUUAUAGUAAACACACGGAUCCCUAAAGGAUAUGAAUGACCUUUAUGUUUCUCUGCCGGGCCAGUUAGCAUUGGACUGUCGCCAGUGCUAAUUUUGGACCUAUGGAACACAGUGGGAAUACCGAGUGUUGGAACUAAAGCACUACACCCCAGACACAGCGAGAGCUAUGUGGAGUUUUCAUGCAGUGGAGAUGCUACGCGCAAUAACGGCAACAUGGACCGUGUUUGGUGUGUGUGCUAACCAAAAAAAGGUUAAAUAUCAUUGACAUCAAAUCGAUGUUAUGGCCAAGACGUGUAAAAAAAGAAAGACAGUAUAGGCUGUGUGCACGAGCCUACCCGCGGGAAACAGGCAUACAAGUUGCAGCCGACAGUCGGUAAAUAAACGCCAUCUUUCAGUCAUAACAAAAGCAACAGGGGUUUAACACGGUCGAAGCUCAAUACACCUGCUGAACCAUUUAAUACUAGCCAGUGCCAUCACCAGCGUAUUAUUAUUUCACCUAUUCGUAUUGUUAUUAUCAAUGUAUUAUUAUUAUUAUUAUUAUUAUUAUUAUGUUUCUACCACAAAGGCAAAGCAUAUACCAUGGUUAUACUGUGUAUUUCCAGAGUCAUAAGGCAUGCAUACAUGGGAAAAGGGACAUGGGAUAUAUUGAGAUGUAUU